Schistosoma mattheei is the source of this 1105-nucleotide messenger RNA. Lineage: Eukaryota; Metazoa; Platyhelminthes; Trematoda; Strigeidida; Schistosomatidae. The record is from the annotation of a GenBank genome assembly.
UUUGUCAAUGCCUGGUGACCUCAGGCGCUCAGUUUGUAAAUCUGCACAUGACAGCCCCGGAGAACAAACUUGGUGAAAUUAGGACUUUGAUUGUCCCUAAAAACCGCAGGACACCAAUACGCAAUUCGUGGCCUUCAAUUGUUGAGGUGUUAACAAAGCAGCUCAAACUUAUGGUAUGCAUGAAAACAGAUAAGAAAUUAUGGAAAGUAUUUAUCAAACCAUCUUCAGAAACAAGAGAUGCCCAGCACUUACAGAAGGGUUGUGACUUCGUGAGCGCUUUUCUGAAAGGCUUUAAGUACGAAGACGCAUUAGCUGUGGUCAGAAUAGAUGGUAUCUACGUCAAUUCAUUCCACAUAAUGGAUGUGAAACAAACACUCAGAGGUGAUCACAUGGCUCGAGCAGUGGGGCGUAUUUGCGGUGCUAAAGGUCGUAUUCGUAUGUGUAUUGAAAACGCUACGCGGACUCGCAUAGUCGUUGCCGAUGAAACCAUCCAUAUUCUAGGAAGCAAUGACCGUAUAGCAGUGGCCCGACGUGCAAUAUGUGAUCUGAUAUUGGGUGCUCCGCCGAACAAAAUUUUCGGAAAAAUUCGAACACACGCCGCUAGACUAGAUUCUUCUUUGUAACUUCUUUAAACCUACGCGCUGAUGUAUAAAAUUUGUUCAUUCCGUUCUCGUUAUCUUGCUGAUGUUAUUAUUUUGAUACCAUACGUAUUGCUUUCAUAAAACGUAAGUUAUUUAAGGAUAACAUUUGUAAAUUAUUUGCUAUAAAUGAGAGUAAACUUCAGUUGGUUACAUGAGUCGUAGGAAAAGAAAUAUACACACUGAACCUGUGUAUUGAAGUAUAUCAAUAGGGCUAGCCGUUAAUCGUACUAAGAGUGAGUACACUUCUUUUAAAAAAUAUCAAAUCGUUCUACCGUAUAAUACGUAUAUUUUGUGGUUUCAUAGCACUUACUAAAAUAUUUAGAAUCCCAUAAACUCAUUUAAUUUCUUUUCCGAAUGUAAAUUUGCUCUUAAUAGUAAUCAGAUGUUUUAAUAUUGAAUUGGAACUUUUAUUUUAAGUGUACUAGAAUGUUGUUAGAGAGCUUGACGAAGAUGGUUCACCAAAC